CGCAGAACUAAGAUUUGAUCCUGGGUUGUGCAUACUACGGAGUAAGGUAGUUAUAGUUCGGCUCCUUCGAAUCCCGAUCAACCGAAAAGAUUUCUCCGACGCAGAUUGCGAACAAGCAACAAACAUUCCCACCAGAGUACUCCGUAAAGCUCUCUCACAAGCCAUGUCAAUAUCUCCCGCUUGGACCACAGCGGCUGCUGGACCCCAGAUAAACGUCCCCCGGCGCUUCCUGUUCAUUGCCUCCAUCGGAAAUCGAAAACCGCAUUUCUAUCGCCAGACCCGCCACAGCGCCGGCCACAUUCUUCUCGAUGCGCUUCUCCCGCUCCUGCGCGCUCGCGUCCCCCACACCGCUCCGGGGUCGCAGCCGCUUUUCUACGAGACCUUCGAGUCACCCGCCAUGAUGAAUGAGUCCGGCCGCAAAGUCGUUCCGGCUUUCGGCAAAUGGAUGAAUAAUACCAGGAGCUGUGUAGCUGAUUCAAAGUCCAAAUUCUCGAUAUUCCCCGAAUAUUGGCCCACCGGCCUGGACGAUCCAGAAUGGCAACGCAGGGGCACCGACCCUAGCAACGUGCGCGAGUUUAAGCCGACACUUGUGAUCCUUCACGAUGAACUGGAGGCCCCGCUGGGCAAGGUGAAAGUCCGACGUGGUGGGCCGAAUGAGGCCAGCCUGCGAGGUCAUAACGGCCUUCAGAAUAUCUUCGACGUCCUGCGCUGGAAGAAAUACUAUCCGAUCAAGUCGGCAAGCAGUCCGAGGGUGAUGCGCGUCGGAGUGGGGAUAGGUCGGCCUAAGGAAAGAACUUCUGAGGCUGUCUCCAAUUAUGUCCUCGGGAAGAUGAGCCAGAUGGAGCUGGAUGCCAUUGCUGCUGCUGCAGGUCCUGUCAUGGAUCUCCUGGCCGACGAAUUUUACCGGGCGGACGACGAGCUCAAGUGAGCCGCGAACGGCUAGAAAAGAUAAUAGCGGCGAGAACGAGAAAUCAAGACUCAUGCUGAGGUCAUGAAACUAGCCGCGUGCUCUACAGCUACCCAUGUGAUGCAAUUUAAGGUCCUAAUAUGUAAGGAAACCAGAGUGUAAUUAGAUCAUACACAAUGGGCCGUCUAGCUAAGAGGCUGGAAGCGUGAACUAGUACUCCUCCUUUCCAAAGACCUUCGCCUUAUGCAACCAGCAAAUCAAGUAUUAAAGAGAAUCAUCGAGGAAGGAAUGAUGGCCCACGGGAGUAAAUGAUGAUAGCGACGGCGCAGUUCGCGGAGGAAAGCAAAUAGUGGAAAACGCCGCCCCUCUUCAGCGAAGAUGGAAAGAAGAAAA
Aspergillus saccharolyticus JOP 1030-1 is the source of this 1300-nucleotide messenger RNA. RefSeq names its product aminoacyl-tRNA hydrolase. Lineage: Eukaryota; Fungi; Ascomycota; Eurotiomycetes; Eurotiales; Aspergillaceae. The transcript has a single exon. The record is from RefSeq and is a predicted model, not a curated record. Bases 164 to 928 code for a protein of 254 amino acids. Gene Ontology annotation, molecular function: peptidyl-tRNA hydrolase activity.